ACCUACGUGAAAAAUAUGAGGAGAUCCUGAGCGAGGACAGACAAGAGAACAGGGUUCUCAUACCUUUCACUGGGUGGGAACAGGCUGACAUAUCCAGAAUGGACAAGUGUUCGGUCGAUCCACCGGAUGGUGGCUACGGUUGGGUUGUGGUCACCUCUGCCUUCUUCAUUAUGGGCCUUACCGCUGCUGUCCUGAAGAACUUCGGCCUGUUCUUCCUCGACAUCCAAAGACACUACAGCACUUGUGCCAGCACUACCUCAUGGGUGACCUCAACCACUAUUGCAGUGUUUCAUUUGGGAGCGCCUCUGGCUAGUGCUCUCAGUAUGCACAUGUCACAGCGGACAGUCAUCAUGAUCGGAGGGAUCCUGGCUACUUCAGGGAUGGUUCUUGCUUCUUUGGGCCUCAGCCUGCCGUGGAUGUACGUGUCUAUGGGUGUGCUUCAAGGCCUUGGUAUCUCAUUAUGCUGGAUACCAGCAAACAGCAUGGUCAGCCAUUAUUUCAAACACUGGCGUCCAGUCGCCUAUGCGGUCGCGAGCUCUGGAGAGUGCGUGUUCGCCAUGAUCUUCAGUCCGUUCUUUCAGUGGCUCAUCGAGAUCUAUACGUGGCAGGGGGCCGUUCUCAUUAUCGGAGGUCUGCAGCUGAAUCUGUGUGCGUGUGGUGCUCUGAUGCGACCCCUUCCACCAAACUCAGUCAUGCAAAACUCUUUGCAAGACAAACUGGUGUCGGACUCUAAAUAUCCAAAAAAAGCAGCCGUCACUUUCCAGUGGUCUCUGAUUCAGAGGCCCGAGCUGCUGCUAUACAUCAUGUUUGCCAUCUUGGCCGCAGCUAGUUUCUUCAUCCCCCCUUUGUUUUUGGUACCCUAUGCCAACAGCCGGGGUAUGGAGCAGUACUGGGCCGCCUCCGUCCUGUCAGUGCUGGCGUGUGCAGACCUGCUGGGAAGACUUAUGUGCGGAUGGCUGGCGACCCUGCGGCUCGUAAGGAACCUGCAGCUGUUGACAGUGGUAGUAACGGCUGGAGGUGUGGUGCUACUUCUGUUUCCCAUUGCAGAAAGUUACUGGGGCAUUGUGGUCUUCUCCUCACUGUACGGUUUCCUGUUCGGCUGUGUGGUGGCCAUCCACGUGACAAGUAUUGUGGAUAUUGUUGGACUGGAGGGGUUUGACAGCGCCCUAGGGCUCUUCAUGCUGUUACGAAGCUCUGGGGGAUUUGUGGGACCACCUGCUGCAGGCUGGCUGGUGGACUGGACCAAUGACUUCAGCGCAGGUUUCUAUUUGUCUGGCAUCUGUCUCAUCCUCUCCAGUGUAUUCGUGGUGUUUGUUGACAGACUGGUGCAGAAGAAAAAACUCUUUGUCAAACAAGCAGGUUUAUAUGUUGACACCACAGAUCAUUUAAACAACAAAGCAAACCAUACAGAUGCAUAACGGUCAAUGAAGACAAUGUAGAUCUACUUUAUAUUACAAACUGGGGUUUGUUUAGUUUUGUCGUAGUGCCACUUUUUCGUGAAUCUAUGCAGAGUUUUGCCUUAUACACAUUGUGUUUUGUGUAUUGUUGUCACCUACAUGAGGAUCAGAUCACAUUUGAUGGAAAAUCACAUUAGAAAACCAGUUCAUUCCUAGGGGUUCACAUACUUUCUUACUUUCUUGCCACUGUAUAUUUAUACUUUGAAAAUGCAAAUGGAUUUGUUUAUCACACAAAGUGAUUGUAUUGCAUUAGCAGACUUCUACACAGCAAGAAAGUAUUUAUACCAUAAGUCCUAUCUACUUGAAUAAGUGAAAACUGAUAUACCUAUCACAAUAAAAACACUUAUUUCCAACAAACAAUUAAAGCUGGCAUCAACUGUACCAUACAUUUUGAAAACAUUUUUGAAAACAAGUUUAUAGCAGCUAUAUUGAGCAUUGCAUUUUAGUAUUUGAAUAUACCAAUUGAUUUACUACUGGAUGUCUUAUGUUCUGUUUGGAGCAGAAAAUCGAGUUUGAAAUUACCUGACGAUUAGUUACAGGUUUGUCAUUUAUUGGGUCACCUGUCCCUUUAAGAAUGUGACCUCAUUGUUGCCAUAUUUUAAAGCCCUAACCUAUUGAAAAACUAAACCUCAGACACGACAUUCUGAGAUCCUCUUUCUGUUCUUGAACGGGCUCCAUGUAAUUAGCACCAACAAGCAUAAUCAUGUACAGACAAAACAUUCAGGGAAUGUACAGGGUAUGAAUGUGUCUAUUCUUGUUUUCUGUUAAAUGUGAAAGGUGAAAAAGUACAAUUGUUUUAUUUUACUUAAUUGGUAUAAGCUAAUGCAGUCAGGUUGAUUUACCUCAGCGUGCACACUGCCAGCGAUUUUGGCACUGCACUGUAAAAAGUGAAAGUUGGAUUAGCUUCAAAAUUAUUUCAAUUAACACCUAAACACCUAGUUUUUUUCACCUUAAAGGAAUAGUCUACCCUUUUGCCAUAUUAAACUAUGUUAU
This is a messenger RNA of Paramisgurnus dabryanus, 2450 nucleotides long. Its product is annotated as monocarboxylate transporter 12. Gene Ontology annotation, molecular function: monocarboxylic acid transmembrane transporter activity. NCBI's taxonomy places the organism in Eukaryota, Metazoa, Chordata, Actinopteri, Cypriniformes, Cobitidae. The record is from RefSeq and is a predicted model, not a curated record. Gene Ontology annotation, biological process: monocarboxylic acid transport; transmembrane transport.